AUGGUUCGCUGGGACGAGGACACGCGAAGACUGGUGGGGAAAGGCUUGGGCAAGAGGGGGAUUGUGCUCACAUGGCCUCAAGAACCUGUUGAAGGAGCACCACCACCGCCACCACUACCACCACCACUGCCAUCACCACUGCCACCAUCACCACCACUACCACCAACAGCAGCAGCACUACCACUGCCACAACCACCACCAGCACCAGCAGUAUCACCACCUCCACCACCACCACCACCACCACCAGCACCACCACCACCAGCACCACCACCACCAAUAACAUUACCAACACCACCACCAGCAACACCAGCACCAUCACCCGCACCAGCACCACCGGCAACAUCACUAACACCACCACCAGCACCAUCACCACCACCGGCACCAUCACCACCUCCGGCACCAUCACCACCACCGGCACCAUCACCACCACCGGCACCAUCACCACCACCGGCACCAUCACCACCACCGGCACCAUCACCACCACCGGCACCAUCACCACCACCGGCACCAUCACCACCACCGGCACCAUCACCACCACCGGCACCAUCACCACCACCAGCACCAUCACAACUACCAAUGCCACCGCCAUUGCCAACACUGCUGCCACCAACAUUGCCUCCAGCACCCCCGCUGCCACCACCAUCACCAGCAGCAGCAGCGGCAGCAGCAGCAGCCGCAGCAGCAGCACGGCUGCUGCGUAUAGUUGCUCGCCUUUCUUUACUCCUCCUCACCUUCUCCUCCGCAAUCACAAAGAACCUCCUGAGCUCCUCCUCCAUCUGCUCUUUAUAA
Closterium sp. Yama58-4 is the source of this 789-nucleotide messenger RNA. The record is from the annotation of a GenBank genome assembly. Lineage: Eukaryota; Viridiplantae; Streptophyta; Zygnematophyceae; Desmidiales; Closteriaceae.